AGGUGGACGAGGAGAUCGGCUCCGGGCCGGAGGCGCGGCCGCCGGCUGGGCAGCAGGGCUCGUCCCUCGGCGCAGCGGCCGCGGCUGCGGCUCUGGGCGGCGCGGCGGUCGCGCUGGGCGGCUUCGGCCUGGCCGGCAGCUCGGGGGGGCCCGAUCUCGACGAGGCCGCCAGGGAGGCGGCCGAGAGCGAGGGGUUCGCGUUCCGCGCGCUGGGCGACGGGCCCGCAGAGGAGCGGCCGUGCAAGGUGUGCCGCUGCGCGCUGCCGCUGCGCGCGAAGCACUGCUUCGAGUGCGGCCGCUGCGUGCGGACGCACGACCACCACUGCCCGUGGAUCGCGAACUGCGUGGGGGAGCGCAAUCGGGCGCUGUUCUUCUGGUUCGUCGCCCUCCAGGGCGCGGAGGCCUGGUGGCUGCUCUCGCAGCAGGGGCGGUGCCUCGGCUCCGAGGCCGCCCGGUCAGGACUGUUCGUCGUGGCCCUCGUGCUGGUGGCGCUCUUCGCCUUCUGCUUGGGGUCCCCCGCUGCAGCGCGUUCAGGAGCACAUGGACGCGGAGGAGAGGGGGCAGGGAGGGCGACGGCGUCCGGGCCGCUGCCGCGGCAACGGCGGACCCAGCCCAGGAUCUGGCCCUCUGAGGCCCAGGAGUCCUUGGCUGCACGUGAGAGUGACCCUUCGCCAGAGUGACCUGGGG
Molecule: messenger RNA, 687 nt
Organism: Prorocentrum cordatum
Lineage: Eukaryota; Dinophyceae; Prorocentrales; Prorocentraceae
Source: the annotation of a GenBank genome assembly